Molecule: messenger RNA, 1203 nt
Organism: Achroia grisella
Lineage: Eukaryota; Metazoa; Arthropoda; Insecta; Lepidoptera; Pyralidae
Exons: 3
Coding region: 1-1182 (393 amino acids)
Source: RefSeq, a predicted model, not a curated record
AUGUCAGACGUCGAUACAGAGGCCGUACUGCGUGAAGUACUCGACAAAAUUGCUAAAGAGCAAAAUUAUAAAAACCCUAAUGUAAGCGUACGAACUAUAACAACUGAUGGUGCAAAUUACAGUUCAGUGCUAUAUGUAGCGACGAUUUCCGCAAAAAACAAAGACGACCUUGAGCUUUUUGCCAAAGUAGCAAAUAUGGGUGAUGCAGCCCGUUCUCAGUUUCAUGUACCUGUAUUUGAUUUAGAGCGCUUCGCAUAUAUCCAUCUAUUGCCAGCAUAUGCAAAAAUACAGGAUAAUUAUAAAUUAACUGCUGUAAACAAAUUAUUGUGGCCUAAAUUCUACGGUUAUAAUCCAAAUCUGUACGAAGAAACAAUAGUUCUCGAAAAUCUUGCAGUGGAAGGGUAUGUAACGUACGACAGAUUGAAAUCGAUUGAUUGGGCAUAUGCUUCCAAGGCUGUGGAGUCUCUAGCUAAAUUUCACGCCCUCUCUAUAGCAUAUGGAGUAGAAGAUCCCGAAGAAUAUGAAAAACUGCUCGAGAAAUUUAAGUACAACGCCGAAGCUAUUGCGAAUAUGUCUAUUCUUUUAGAGAAAUCAGUAGAAAUGGGUAUAACAGUAACAAAAGAAGAAAAUAAAGACAGAUUAAGCAAAUAUAUUGAACAGCAAGGUAAUUUUAAAGAUAUGGCGAAAUAUUUUCAGCCAACUGGUUUAGUUCUUUUAACUCACGGCGAUUAUAGGCCAAGCAAUUUAAUGCACAAAACAAAAGAGGAUGGCAGUAUUGAAGUGAUCCCUGUGGACUUUCAAACUAUUGUGGCUAAUAGUCCUGUUGUAGAUUUAUUUUACUUUAUUUUUAUCGGCUCCGACGAGCAGUUCAGGCGUGAACAUUAUGAGCAGCUGAUCGAGUAUUAUUACCAGGAGUUGACCCGAGCAUUACGCAAUCUGAACCUCAAUGUUGACAAGUAUUACACCAGGGAGAACUACAAUGAAGACUUGGAAAAGUUCAUACCGUUCGGUCUGUUCAUUAGUUUAUUCUUGCUGCCAGUAAUCACAGUGGAAGCUGAGAACGCGCCGUCUCUGCAAGGAGAAGAUGGUUUCAACACAAUAGUGACUACGAAGACAAGUAAUUUGUAUCCGGAGAGAGUGAACGGAAUUGUAAAUGAUUAUAUACGAUGGGGAAUACUUUAAUCAAAUUAAAUCAAAUUAAUU